Messenger RNA from Tetrahymena thermophila SB210, 2250 nucleotides. RefSeq names its product GAF domain protein. Gene Ontology annotation, molecular function: protein binding. The transcript has 5 exons. The record is from RefSeq and is a predicted model, not a curated record. Lineage: Eukaryota; Ciliophora; Oligohymenophorea; Hymenostomatida; Tetrahymenidae.
AUGAAAUCAUAGAAUAUUUUUGUUAAGAGUUCAUUGACUCCAAACUAUAAAAGUUCACUAAGCAGUAAAGCAAACUUAUUAGCAAAUAACAAAAAUAGUAUCCUUUAGUAGACUUCUUAAAAUAAUUUUGAAUAAGUAGAAUUAAAUAGCUAGUUUAAUAAGAUGACUCAUUAAUAAAGACUAUCUACACAGUUCAAGUCCAGAAAAAAAAUAGAUAUAUCUGAAUGUAAUUGCGGCUGUGAGACUUGCUUAUAGAAUAUACAGCAAAUGAAGGAAGCGAUUUAACUUGCCAAUAAGGAAGUAGAAUAUUUGCAAUUUAUGAUCAACUUUAAAGAAAUUGGAAUGGAAAAAAGAGAAAUCAUGUUAAAUAAAUACAUGGAAUAAAUGACUUAGUUGCAUGAAGAUUUAAAAUACACUAAAAUACAUAACAACAAACUAUAGAAAAAAUUAGAGGUGUAUGAAGGAACAAGCAAAAAUAAUACUUUGGCUUAGCUGAUAAGCAAUUAAAAUGCCUUUUAAGUAGAUUAAAAUAAGUAAAAGAUCAAUACAUAAGCUGCAAGAAGAGCUUCUUCAUCAAGUAAUAUGAACAAGAAUAACAUUUUUAACUAAAAUAAUCAGCUAAAAGAUAGACUGUAAAUCAGAAAGUCAAUUUUAUAGCAACGACAUUCAAGUAAGUUUGGUCCGAACACCUCUUCAUUAAUUAACUCUAAAGAUCUAAGAAUGUAUAAUUUGUAAGAUUUGGACGAGGACAGCGAAUUAUCAUAUGAUGAAGUUAUAUAAAAUAUUGAUGAAAGAUAAAUGUCACCCUAAGCUUCACCUAAAUCUAAUAAUUCAAAAAAUCAAUCUACAAAAAUCUUACAAGCUGCUUAAACAACCAACAGAAGUGAUAAAGGAAGGGCUAGCUCUUUCAGUCAUAGUAUAAGUGUGCAAAUAGUAACAAAUACUCAAGGGAGAUAAGAUGAUGAAGUAUUAUUUAGAAAUGAUUAAGACUCAAAUUCUUUGAUGGAAAGAGGAGAAGAAGAUCUUCUAAGCAAUAAAAAACUAAUAUUUUUAGAAAGAUUUUUUGAAAAUUAGCAAGUUUUUUACAAUUAGAUACUAAAUUUGAAAGAAACUCAACAGAAACAACUAGUUAAAGUGGUUAAUUUUGCUUUAAACGAUUUAAAGCGUUUUUUCAAUCUUUCUCUAAGAUAUAAAGAACUUUUAAACGUAACUAGUGAAAUAGCUAAGUACACAAGUUUUGAUCAUGCUUUUGAUAUGAUUUUAAAAAAAAUAAUUUAACACUUAAAAUGUGAUACUGCAUCCAUAUUUUUAGUCGAUUAUUAGAGCUAAGAGCUAUGGACUGUAGCAAAUAAAACAGGAAAAACUAUAAGAUUUCCUCUAAAUGAUCGUUCGAUUGCAGGAUACUGUAUUAAACAUGAAAUAGCUAUGAAUGUCUUUGAUGCUUAUGAAGACCCCCGAUUUAAUAAAUAAGUGGAUUUUGAUACAGGUUAUAGAACAAAAACAAUACUAUGUGUUCCGAUUAAAGACCAAAAGAAUUAAGUAGUUGGAUGUUUGGAAGCAAUAAAUAAGGUAAAUGAUUUUUUCAAUAAAUAAGACUAGGAAAUGCUAGAAAUUAUGGGAAGUUUUUGCUCUUCAAUUUUAUAAAAUUCUCUUAAAUUUGAUAAGCUGUUGAUUUAGAGAGAUUAUUACAAGAAAUUGAUAUAGGUGAAUAAUUUUAUUUAGGAUAGUGGCAAGAUAAGGAAAAUGAUGACUCAAGCUGAAGAAAAAAUGAAAGAAUUACUAGGAUCUGAUAGAUUUUAUAUUUAUAUCAUAGAGAAAGUAGAUGAUACAAUAAAUUUAAAACGGUAUGUAAAAGGUUAGAGGAAUCCUAUAAUAAUUGAGAACUUAAAGUCAGGGAUUCUUUAUCAAGUAAUUCAAACUCAAAAAUUGCAAAAAGACUAACAACCAUAAGAGUGUUAAUACUAUGAUAAGUCUGUUGAUAUGGAUACUAAUUUUCCAUUAUUUACAGUCCCUAUAUUUAACUUAGAAUACACUCAAAUUCUUGGAAUAUACUAGGCCGAAAAUGCAAAAGGUUUUUUGCAUAAGCACUUUGGAAAAGACGAAGACUUUCAAAGUAAUUAGGAAUCCUUAUACUUAUAUGGGGAGAUAAUUGGCAAUUCUAUCUAAAAAUAUUAAUUUUUCUAGAAGAAAAUAGCAAAGUAUGUAAAAGGAGAUUAAUAGUAGCAGCAGCAAUAACUUUAAAGUUAAUGA